Messenger RNA from Centropristis striata (black sea bass), 3011 nucleotides. RefSeq lists its product as uncharacterized. The transcript is spliced from 9 exons. The record is from RefSeq and is a predicted model, not a curated record. Gene Ontology annotation, molecular function: protein binding. The coding region runs from base 663 to 2630 and encodes 655 amino acids. Lineage: Eukaryota; Metazoa; Chordata; Actinopteri; Perciformes; Serranidae.
UGAGGCUUUGCCACACAUCCGCUCACUCAGCUUCAGGAUGCCCUGCAGAGGUUCAGGACUACAGGACCAGCAGCAAUGCCUUGGGACACUGCAGAGGGAAGAAAGGCAGCUGUUACUAGAUUUUUGCUUGAAAGUAGCACUUUACAAAGAAGAAAACAUUCAUGAUGUCGUGAAUAUCCUCCUCUCAUUGUUUUCUGUUAACACUGAGCUACAUAACAUCCUUCUUGAUUUUUAUCAACAUGUCAAGAAGGAAGAUUUUCCAGAUGUCAUUCCAAAACUAAGGCCACCGUUCCAGUCAGCUCCUGCAGUCUGGACCAUAAACCUCUCAGAGAGAAAGACCUCCAUCCUCCUGGAAGUGCUGAAACUCCAACCAGAGAAGAAACAAGUGAAGCUGAGAGGCUUCUCAGAUGAAGAGAGUGAAGUGAGGAGUUUCCUACAGUGUCUGCCUUAUAUCUCACAGCUCAAAUAUACAGUAUUAAUCUGAUUUACCUGUUAAAAUAUUUCUCACAAUCGCCACUCUUUUGAAAUGAAUUUGCUGUCAUUUACAAAUAAAGAUAUGAAAUACAUCUAUAGAGUUUAUUAUCACAGCUAUUAACACAGUAUUUCAUCCUGCUGCAUUCGUUCUCUAACUUUCAUCCUUAAUAAAAAAUAUUUGACAUGAGAUGGUUUUCAAUGCAGAAUGUGUUGUAGCUUUGCUGUUUUACAUUUCCUCCAUAUUGUGUUUCAGCUGUGAUCCAGAGUUCUUCCAGAGUGUCUGCUCAUGCAUCUCUGUCAGAUCCAGAGAAGAGGCUGAGCAGUUGGUCUCUCUGCUGCAGCUGCUGGGGUUCACCCUGCUGUUAACAGGAUGGUUAAGCACAAGAUGCUGCCGGUCGGUGGGGACAGUUCUCGGACUCUGUGGCUCUGAUGUGGAUCUCAUCCUCAAACCAGGACAGAUGUUUGUCGGAGAAGCCUCCCUCCUCUUUAGUUCUACAGUGCAACUGCACAGUCUGACGCUUUCCCAUGACAACACCUUGCUACUGUGUGGAUGGGUAAAAAAAGGGAGAGUGGCCUGUUCAGUGACUAUUGAAGAGCUUUCUCUCUCCCCUCAGACAGCCGGUCCAUCUGAGAAAGUGUCGUUGAAGGUUGUCAGUGGUUUGGCGUCCCUGCUGAGAUACUGGAAAAUCAGACGGUUAAACCUGACUGAGUUCUGUGUUCCUGCUCUGAGUCUCAUUCCACUGCUGCUUCAUGAUGGCUCUCUAACAAUCAGACUGAGUGAGGACACUGUCCAGCAGUUCCUCUUCCUCCUCCAUGAAAACCAGGACGGAGACUUGACUCGGUCCUUCUUGAUCAAGGUUGGUGGAGACCUGAGCUCCUGCUGUCUGAACUGGGAGCUUCUUCACUUUCUGCUGCAGCAGUCGUCAGCUCAGACCAUCACUGUGAACCUGAAGAAGAACAGCUUCUUACAGGAGAGCAUCACACGUCUGCUUCCCUUCCUGGACAGGGUUGUGUUGAAAAGGUUCAGUCCCAGCUUUGUGUUGACUGCCGUCAGAGAGAUCUAUCAUGCUGGUGCCAGUCCCAGUAUAUCCAGUUUACUGAGGUCACUGAAUGAUGUGAUCAGCCUGACCUGCAGAGAGAUGGACUCUGUGGACUGUGCUGCUCUGAUCUUCACCCUCAGACACAGUGACAAAGUUAAACUGAACCUCAUGUGGAUGUCCAUACCAGCAGGGGAAGUAAAGUCCAUCAUCUUGAUGCUGGACAAAGUUUCUCAACUGAGUGUUGACAGGAAGCUGCUGCUGAGGUUGGUCCACUGUUGUGCUUCCUCUGACGUCCAGCAGGAGGCUUCGGUCGUCCUGCUCAGGCCUCUGCAGCACACACUGGAUCUGUCCUGCUCCUCCUGUGUGGAGCUGUUAGACCAGGAUCAGAGUGACACUCUCAGUCUGACUGCUGAUGACUGCAGGGCCGUCUCCACCAUCCUGAGACACAGCAGCAGCCGGGAGACACAGCUCAUUCUGCAGGACUGUGAGGUGGAGGACAGCGGACUGGACCUGCUGUUUUCUGUCCUAGACAGAGUCUGUCUCAGAGCCAGUAAAGCUGUCCUCCUCCAGCUGGUGUCUCUGGUCCCUGUGAACAGUGAGAGGGACUCGGUGAGACGGGCAGAGUCCCUCUGCAGAGCUCUGAAUGCAGAGCUGGACCUCAGUCACAGCUCCCUGGAUCAGAGGACCUGUGAAGCCUUGGCCCUGAUGCUGGACUUCUGUGCAGAGCUGACACAGCUGGACCUCAGUCACUGUCAGCUCACAGACCAGCAGCUGCUCUCACUCUGCUCACAGCUGCACAAAGUACAAGUCUUGGAUCUGAGUCACAACAACAUCACUGAUGCUUCGACUGACACGUUACUCCAACUGGUCUCCAUCAACCCCGGCAUUCAAACUGUGCGACUCCGUACUUCAGUAACAACAUUGUGGACAGAAGCUCCUUACAGAAAGACAAGCGGUUUGAAAUCUGGUGAACCAGUCGUCAGUGGGAUGCUAUUAAUUGUUUCAAGUCUAAUGAUCUUUGGAAGAAAGUAUUACCUGUGGUACCUUGAUUUUUUUUAUUCAGGCAAAACUAAUAGAAGCCAACACUGUUACUUCAGUGACAACUGUGUUUUUUAAUAUUGUGAUAAUGAUUUUCUGGGAUGAAUGUUUAGCUCAAAUUAACAAGGCAAAAAAAGAAGAGAUUAUAGUAAAUUAUCUUAAGAGAAUAAUCUUAAAAGUGUAAAUAUGAGUAUAUUUUUUGACAUUUUAAAUGGAGAAAAUAUUAAUUUCCUCUGUCCAUUCUCCUUUCCUCAUGAAAAUGCCUCUUUUAUUGUAAACUACAGUAAUCAGCGUUUUCUUGACUUUUAAUUUCACAGAAUAAAAUCUGACUCAACCAGUUACCAGCUGAGUGAAUUUGUGUCACAAACAGACCUCGUUAUAAGAUUUGGUGCAAUGUCAUUGGACCAAUUUCAUAUUUUCUUGUAAUGCAACAGCUAUUUUAAAAUGUUGUGAAAUGUA